Messenger RNA from Cuscuta europaea, 377 nucleotides. Lineage: Eukaryota; Viridiplantae; Streptophyta; Magnoliopsida; Solanales; Convolvulaceae. The record is from the annotation of a GenBank genome assembly.
ACGCACAGACUUGGCUACUUCAGGGAUCGUGAAAUGGCGAUUUACAAAUUCCAUCAAUACCAGGUGGUCGGAAGAGGUCUCCCGUCGGAGUCUGUUGAGCAGCCAAAGAUAUACCGCAUGAAGCUAUGGGCCACUGAUGAGGUCCGCGCAAAGUCUAAGUUCUGGUAUUUUUUUAGGAAGCUGAAGAAGGUGAAGAAAUCCAAUGGCCAGGUCCUAGCAAUCAAUGAGAUCUUUGAGAAGAAUCCCACCACUAUCAAGAACUUUGGAAUAUGGUUGAGGUUCCAAAGUAGAACUGGCUAUCACAAUAUGUACAAGGAGUUCCGUGAUACCACUUUGAACGGCGUAGUUGAACAUAUGUACACUGAGAUGGCUUCUCG